ACUUGUAACAAUGCCUCGUCGCUAAUGAUUAGUUUGCGUGACUUGUUUUGCAGUUCUACAUUUACAAAUAUCUAUAUAAAUAUGUACAUAAACAGCUGGUCUACAUUCAAUCGAACUCCGCUUUCAUUGGAUUUCCAAAGUGAAAAUGACUCCUGCUCAACUCGGAUAUGGUGUUUGUUUUUUGUUCCAUUUUUAUGUUGCAUUUGUCAAUGGGGGCUGCCACAAUGGAGUGACGAGAAGACUACUAGACAAUCAAUUUCUGUCCCUAAAGAAGUCUGUGAAUAUGAUGACAGAAGCAAAUAACUGCUAUAGCAAUAUGCCUGCUGCAUUUUAUGCCCAAAUGAAGUCCACCAAAACGUUCUCAGGAGGCUCCAUAAUCGUCUUCGACGAAGUGGUUACCAACCAAGGAAAUGUGUACAAUUCCGCCACGGGAAAGUUCACGGCACCAACAAAGGGCGUCUACCUGUUUACCUGGUCUGCAAUGAGUGAUCCUGGUAAGAUGUCACAUCCACAUUUGUAUGUCAACGGAAAAGUAACGGGACAAACUGCCGACAAUAAUUCAAGAGGUCGAGGUUACAUAAAUGCAAGCAACACAGCCGUGGUGGUACUGAAGAAGGGGGAUAUUGUAUGCAUUAGGGACCCUAAUACAGCACAAUACAGGGGAAAAUACUCAAGUUUCAAUGGCGUCCUCCUGGGUUAACAUCUAGUCAUCGGUUGCCUUGAAUUGUACAUGUAAAGAAAUUCAAUAAAUUUUGUCUUUAAAAAAUGAAA
Messenger RNA from Ostrea edulis (European flat oyster), 771 nucleotides. RefSeq names its product complement C1q-like protein 2. The transcript has 3 exons. Gene Ontology annotation, molecular function: protein binding. Bases 146 to 700 code for a protein of 184 amino acids. Lineage: Eukaryota; Metazoa; Mollusca; Bivalvia; Ostreida; Ostreidae. The record is from RefSeq and is a predicted model, not a curated record.